This is a messenger RNA of Porites lobata, 2232 nucleotides long. NCBI's taxonomy places the organism in Eukaryota, Metazoa, Cnidaria, Anthozoa, Scleractinia, Poritidae. The record is from the annotation of a GenBank genome assembly.
AUGGCUACUCAGGAUGAACCCGCAGUUUGUACAUGUACUGAGGUGAGUUUUCCCUUUAAAUCAAGUGUACUUUUGUAAACACAAAUGUCUUUAGUGGCGAAACAAAAUUUAAGUUGGUGCUUUUGAAUUUAUUUCAGCUUUCGUCCGAGGAUAUUCCAGGAUCAAUGAUAUCGAGGGCCGAUUUAGAAAAAUGCAAAAAAAGCGAAUUAAAGUUCUGGCUUAACUGCCGUGGCUUACGUUAUAAGUCAACAGAAACAAGAGCUGAACUUCUUUCAAGGUAAACGUUUAUUAUAGACCAACUUGUUUUUAUUUUUGAUUGUUUAUGCGGCGUUUUUGUCAAACGAAAACGAUAACAUUAAUGCGAUAAUUAAGCUUAUUACCGACGUGACCUCUCUUGAAGGUUUGUAAGUUUGUUUGCACCGAUUACCUUUCAAAAUGUACUAUAAUACUAUCUCCAUUGAAUGUUUCUGUUUUCGAUCAUUAGCGUUUAAGUAUUUAUGUAUCGCUUUUAGGGUAAGACAGAACUUGGAUAAAGAUUUUAUUCUGAUCGACCCUGAUCCCGGGAAAGCAUACACACGAGCAAAAAAAGCAAGAUGCAGAUUUUGUUCUGGGGAGGAGCAGCUUAGAAAUCCAGAAAGCCAAGAGCCCGAAGCACUGGUUACAGAUACAGAUGUAGACGUUGAAGAGAGCUGGAGUACUGAUACCUCAGUUCUUCCAAAGCGUUUUUCUUACCUUAAUAUUGUUGAACAUGCCAAAAAACCCGGAAGAGAAGCAAAAAGCUAUGUUGAAAAGCCCCUCGAAAAGGGGUACAAGUUUUUCUAUGAAAAUUAUUGUCACGAUGUUUUAUGUAAGCUUGAAGAAAAUGAAAUCCAUGUAAAAGGGAAGUGCUUUAGAUCACAAAAGAAAAAUGAAAGGCCUCAUAAUGUUACUGUGAUACUGUUAACUACUGGAGAUGUUAAGGGGGCUAAGUGUUCUUGUCCAGCAGGUGCAAAUGGGUAUUGUAAUCACACCAUGGGUUUAUUAUAUCUGAUUGAUCAUGUCAUUAAAUUAAAGGCCCCUGAAUUCCCAAGAAUUGGAACAUGCACAGACAACCCCCAACAGUGGCAUAAACCAAGAACCCAGGGUAUAAACCCUGAACCUAUUAUGGGAUAUAAUGUGAUCAAUCCUAAAUACAGGGACAAGAGCUCAGAGGGUUUAAAGUGUACUUUUUAUGAAGCCAGACAACCAAUGGUCCAAAAUAACGUGGGGGCAAAUAAUUUAUUUGAUUCACUGAAAAGCAUUAAUCCUUCUUUAGGAUUCUGUACUGUGUUUGAACAAAAACCUGCAACGAUUCCAACUAAAUUAAAUGGACACAUGGUUCCAUGUGGUAGUGUUUUAAGCUACCAGCUCUCCCUAACAGAAGCAAACUUCAAUGUUUUAACAAAUUUUCCAGUCUUGCAAAGACCCAGAGCUGUUGGUGACUACUUUCCUGACCUCCCCAUUGAAACUAAUGUACCAGCUGGAGUGGGAUUGCAAAUGCCCCUUUCUUAUCAGGAGGACCGGUUUAUUAGUCAUUUGAAUGUCCCUAAUCCAUCUUUGAUUGAACGAGAAACUAGAGGUCAAAGCAACAACCCUUUGUGGUUUCAAAGUAGAAGACUAAGGUUAACUAGUAGCAAUUUUGGACUUGUUUGCAACCGAAAACUUAACAUAUCUCAAACAAAGUUUGUUCAAAAAAAUUUGCUGUCACCAAAGGAUCUUUCCAAUGUGCCUUCUAUAAGGUACGGGAUUUCAAACGAGGCUAAAGCAGCAAAUAAGUAUGCUGAAUACAUGACAGGUAUUGGACAUGGCGUUCAGGUCUUAGAGUGCGGUCUUGUCGUAUCCAGCACAAUGCCAUGGUUGGCUGCUUCACCAGACAGAAAGGUGAUAGAUAAAAUAUUUGGUUUUGGUUUGGUAGAAAUCAAAUGCCCCUAUUCAUUAAGACACCUGACACCUGAGGAGGCAUGUGCUGACCCAAGUUUUUAUUGCCAACUAGUUAAUGGUAAGCCUGAGCUUAAAAAGGAUCACCCUUAUUACUAUCAAGUACAAGGCCAGAUGGGUUUGGCAGGAUUAAAGUGGUGUGAUUUUCUAGUAUUUUUUCAGAAAGGCCUUAUUGUACAGCGAAUAAAGUUUGAUGAGCCAUUUUGGAAGUCAAUGAUUACUAAACUAACAAACUUUUAUCAGCUGCAUGUAAUGCCAGAGGCCAUGAAGGUUUAA